This is a messenger RNA of Haliotis rufescens (red abalone), 2188 nucleotides long. RefSeq lists its product as uncharacterized. Lineage: Eukaryota; Metazoa; Mollusca; Gastropoda; Lepetellida; Haliotidae. Gene Ontology annotation, molecular function: protein binding. The transcript is spliced from 16 exons. The coding region runs from base 72 to 2063 and encodes 663 amino acids. The record is from RefSeq and is a predicted model, not a curated record.
CAAGCCAACCGAGGACAGUAGUGACGAGAAUCAGUCGGGGACUCCUGAAGGACUGAAGGAGUGUUCUGAGGAUGGCGAUCUGUGCAUGGGUGGUCACAGCAGGAAUUGUUGUGUACCUGACCAUAACAACGCUUCAAGACACGACAUCAGAUUCCCCAGGCAGUACCUCGUCUAUGACGGAGGCUACAGGCACUCCUUCAACAAUGUCAACCACUGCUAUACAAGAUCCUUCAUCAUCUACAUCUGCUGAGACAGAUGCUCCAACAUCUACAUCUCCUGCGACGACAACGACCCAAACAUCGCAACCCUCACCACCAACAACAACACCACCACCACCAACAUCUCCCAAGACGACACCCCCAGGAGCUUUACCAGGUGAAGACUGCAGUAACAGCAUGUGUGUGGAGAACGCCGAAUGUAAAUCCAGCACAUGUCGGUGUAAACACGGGUUCAUGAUAGAUGGAUCUUCCUGUACGAUAAAAGAGAAAAGACGAGUGAAGAAUCUAGUCGUUUCUGGUCAGACAUCGUCAUCAAUUCUUGUAGCAUUUGAUGGACCCCUGGAUUACAACACGUUCAGGAUUGAUUACAACUCUUCAGAUCCUCCAAAGUGCGUUGUCCUCCGAAGUUAUUCAUCACAGGAAGUUUGUAGUGAGUGUCAACAAGUUAAUGUCGUCGAGCCAUCUACAGACUGGCACAUAGAAUACAAUGUGACAGGGUUGAAGCCCUUCACCACAUAUGAAUUCAAGGUGGUAAUGGAAAAGUGCAACAAUGGGAGUCUUGAAAGCAGUCGCCCAGCAAAUAAAUCAGCGCGAACUACUUCAGCAGUUCCCAACGCUGUAGGAAACUUGACUACAUGUGCAGAUAAGGGAUGUCUCGUGUGUGCAAAGUGGAAACCUCCCCAACCACACCCAGGGCCUGUCACAUACAGGGUAGAAAUAUUUGAUGAAGUCAACAGUAUCGUUGCAAAAGCAUCCAAUAUCAGCGCGACAUCAAUAUGUUACAAGAAAGAAGAUGUAAAGUAUUUUUUGAAGUACACUCUUGGGGUAAAACCAUUUACCACAGCUGGCGAAGGAAAUCAGAACAGUCUGACAAGCAUGGAAAUUCAUUUCCUUGAAUUCAAGAUCGUCACAGCAGACGGUGACUGCCGGAAAUCUGGGCAUCAAUCCAACAACGUUGGAAACUACAGGCAGAUGACAAUAGUAUGGUCAAAGCCACAGAUUGGCACACCGAUAACCAGCUAUAUACUUGUCACUAACGGGAAAAAGCGCAAUAUCACAUCAGAGGCAAAUGGCGCGGGAUCAGGCUACAAUGUCCUGAUUGUUUUAACUCCAGGUUCGAGGUAUACUUUCAAGAUUCAAGUAAAUCACAAUGGUACUCUCUACAAUGUGUCCGCAAAUUCGUCGUGCCUUGCACCUAUCGGAGUUCCUCCAGAAUGGCCGUAUGGCCUGCAACCAUCCUUUGAGGUCACUGAAAAUUUCAUCAAAAUAAAACGCAUUGAUUUUUUUAAUAACAGUAAGAAUGGUGCCAUAACAAAAGGUCGCUUGUACAUAUCAACCAAAACAGAAACGUUGGAAGUACCAGAUCGUCAAUCUGGGGAUGUGAGGGCAACGAAAAUCGAGUGUUGUAAUGGCGGGUUCAUCAAAGACUGUACGGCUGGCUAUUGUAAGAGAAGGCUGGCACCCGACACAGAAUACUACUACCUUGCUGUUGCGUGCACGAAGACAGGCUGUAACAAGAGUCCAGUAUUUCAAUUCCGAACAUCCAAAGACAAUACCAACGCCAUCGUAGCCGGAAUGUUGGUGACAUCCAUUAUUGUUGUUGCCACCAUCAUCGCUGCUGGCCUGCUUUGGCGCUCCAAAAACCGGAACACCCACAACCACCACAGACACGUACCGGAUGGCAGGGAUCGGUACGCUGUUCGCUACAGAAGGGAUGACAUUAACCCACAGAACGGUUAUGACUCGAUACACCCGUAUUACCUCUCCCCUGCUGUAGACAGACAGGACAGAGACGUCCCCGAAGAGGAUUAUGAAGAAUUGCAUGUAUAUGAGGAAGUAAAGUAAUAUACUAUCGAUGCAUUCCAACUGGCCAUGUCCCACUGUCAAUACAUCUAUGACAAGUCACACAGCGCUGAUAUCGAUUACCUCAACACAAGAGACCCGUGAAGAUUCCGGGGUAGAAUAGGUCU